This is a messenger RNA of Ostrinia nubilalis (European corn borer), 1888 nucleotides long. RefSeq names its product prolyl 4-hydroxylase subunit alpha-1-like. The transcript is spliced from 11 exons. The record is from RefSeq and is a predicted model, not a curated record. Gene Ontology annotation, cellular component: endoplasmic reticulum. NCBI's taxonomy places the organism in Eukaryota, Metazoa, Arthropoda, Insecta, Lepidoptera, Crambidae. Gene Ontology annotation, molecular function: protein binding; L-ascorbic acid binding; iron ion binding. Bases 108 to 1832 code for a protein of 574 amino acids. Gene Ontology annotation, biological process: peptidyl-proline hydroxylation to 4-hydroxy-L-proline.
UAUAGUUACGUUUAAUUCCUGAUUGGUUAAAUUAAAUACGAGUAUAAUUAAUUAAUAACGUUAUCAUAAUUUAUAAAGAGUAUAGUAUUAUAAGAUUUUCGUGAAUAAUGUUAUCGUUUAAAAUUACGUAUUUUACAUGUUUUUGUAUGUGGAUGAGUUUAUUCUCGAGAAGUGCAGCCGAAGUGUUCACUGCAAUAUCAGACGUUGAACCUUUAAUAGAAACACAUCAGAGAAUAAUAAACGAUGUGAAUGAGUAUAUCGCGGCUGAGGAAACGCGGCUGUCCACGUUGAAAAAGCGAUUAAAACUUUACAAAGAAGAGCAUGAAAUGGCAAUGGCGGACAUUCCGAACUAUUUGGCCAAUCCCAUCAACGCAUUUACUCUUAUAAAAAGGCUGACUAAAGAUUUGGAGAAAAUAAGACAACUUUCUCAAAUUGGAACAGAAAAUUCAAACAUUAUCGCAAAAAAUCAUGAGGAUUUGAAGUAUCCCGUAUUAGAAGAUCUGACAGGCGCUGCUGAAGCACUGACACGGCUUCAAGAAACAUAUGAACUUAAUGUUCAGGAUUUAUCAGAGGGGCUGUUGAAUGGCGUGGUUUACAGUAAACCGAUGUCGGCGGGGGACUGCUUCGAGAUAGGUAAAGCCCUGUAUGAAGAAGGAGACUACAAUAAUUCGCUAGCCUGGAUGACAGAGGCGGUACGGAAAUACUCGGAAAAGGACGAACUUAGCGACUUCAGGGUGAUCGACUUCUAUGAAUAUAUUGCUCUUUCGCAUUAUUACCUCGGCGAUACCAAAAGUGCUUUGCACUGGACUGAGCGGAUUGUGGAGCUGGAGCCAGAACACCAGCAUGGUCCCGGGAACAUUAUACUCUACCAGAAGAUUAUCGCUGAAAAGGAGGCUAAGAAGCUGAACGGGGAAGUAGAAGAGGAUCAAACACCAAAACCGCCAAUGUUCGAUGAUGAAUAUGAAAAAGAGCUGCAGAACUACAAACCUCUUUGUCGUGGUGAGCUACAAGUUCCUGGUGUAAUAUCCAAAAGAUUAAAAUGCAGAUACCUGACGGAAAACCACCCAUUCCUGAAGUUAGCCCCAAUCAAGAUGGAGUAUCAUUACUUGCAACCUGACCUCAUCGUGUUUCAUGACGUCAUGAGUGACGACGAAAUAGAAUUCAUAAAAGCUACUGCCCAGCCCAGGUUCCGGCGAGCAGGCACCCGAAGUGGCGAAAAUGGUGCCUCGGUCCCCUCUAAGUACCGGAUCAGCAAGUCAGCGUGGCUUGAAGAUAGCGAGUCGCCGGUGAUCGCUCGCGUGUCGCAGCGCGUGGCCGACAUGACCGGCCUCAACAUGAACACGGCUGAGGAACUGCAGGUGGUUAACUAUGGCAUCGGGGGACAUUACGAACCGCACUACGACUUUGCUAGAAAACACGAAAAUUUAAUCAACUAUCGUAACGCUGGGAAUAGAAUAGGCACAGUUCUAUUUUAUAUGUCGGACGUGGCGCAAGGCGGCGCGACGGUGUUCACUAAGCUGGGGGUCAGCUUGUUCCCUAUCAAAGGCGCGGCGGCGUUCUGGUACAACCUGCACCCGUCGUGCGAAGGAGACCUGGCCACGCGACACGCCGCCUGCCCGGUGCUGCGAGGCUCCAAGUGGGUCUCAAACAAAUGGAUCCACCAAGGCGGGCAGGAGUUGCUGCGGCCUUGCGGCCUCCAAUACCAAGAGGAGGGCGUAUCCCGCAGGAUACCGAAACCCAUCCUCAAGACCUCCAGUCCUGGCUGCCAAGGAGUAUUGUUAAACACGCCCCAAAAAGGCACUAACUUUACCCGUAUGCCUAAAGCGAACUAGAACUCAAAUAAUGCAGUGAAGUGAAUAUUACUGCACUAAUGUACGGAUGCUGGAAA